Messenger RNA from Pogoniulus pusillus (Red-fronted tinkerbird), 6665 nucleotides. RefSeq names its product SH3 domain containing ring finger 2 (gene SH3RF2). Gene Ontology annotation, molecular function: protein binding. The transcript has 8 exons. Bases 164 to 2263 code for a protein of 699 amino acids. NCBI's taxonomy places the organism in Eukaryota, Metazoa, Chordata, Aves, Piciformes, Lybiidae. The record is from RefSeq and is a predicted model, not a curated record.
UACAAGUUCUGCUCCUCUCCUCCCUCUUCCCUCGGCGCAGGAGCUGCCGGAGCCUGGGCUCUGGUGUGGUUCUGUUGGGCACGGGAACUCUCCUUAGCUUGCUCCAGUGGCUGUAGCAUGUGGAUGGCUCUGGCUCCGCUGGUGACGGAGCUCUGCACCGAAGAUGGAUGAUUUAGCUCUCCUCGACCUGUUGGAGUGUCCUGUGUGCUUUGAGAAGCUCGAUGCCACCGCCAAGGUACUGCCUUGCCAGCACACUUUCUGCAAGCCCUGUCUGCAGAGGAUCCUGAAGUCUCAGAAGGAGCUUAGGUGCCCCGAGUGCAGGACCCUCGUCCUCUGCAGCAUCGAGCAGCUGCCCUCCAACCUGCUCCUCAUUCGCCUCCUGGAUGGAGUCAGGUGUGGACAAAACGUCACCAGGUUUGGCUCAAUCCAGAGGUCGGGAGUCCUGUCCUCCCCUGCCUCCAUCAGGAGAGUCCCAAGGGGCUUGCAACUUCAUCAGCACCGGCUGGCAACAAACCCCAGGAUCCACAUGGAAGGGGUCCCACGAGCCAAGGCCCUGUACACCUACCGAGGACACAACCCUGGGGAGCUGAGGUUCAACAAGGGGGACAUCAUCGUGCUGCUCCGACAGCUGGACGAGAACUGGUAUCUGGGGGAGGUCAAUGGGAUCAGCGGAGUCUUCCCAGCCAGCUCCGUGCAAGUCAUCAAGCACCUCCCCCUACCAGCACCCCUCGGCAGAGCACUCUACAGCCUUGACCUCAGGAGCAGGGACAAGCUGGAGAACAAAGACUCCCUGACAUUCCACAAGCCGAGCACCACCGCGAGGCAGCUCCUGCAGAGCGGCAAAGGCCACUGGGCGCCGCAGUCCAAGUCGGCGUCCCUGCGCACGGCGUCUCCCAAGGCCAAGGGCGCGGAGUCGCCAGCCUUCGCCAAGGGGCCCGACGCGCGCCGCAAGAGCCUGCGGCAGUUCUCCAUCACCACCGCCCUCAACACCCUCAACCGCAUGGUCCACGCGCCCGGCGACAGGCAGGCCCUGGAGAUCAGCUCCCCUGUGCUCAUCAGCUCCAGCAACCCCACCGUGGCUACCCAGAGCAGCGAGAAGGCCGAGCUCCCUUACAGCGCCCCGCUCCAGGUGAGUGCAUCUUACUACCCCACUCCAGGACCACUGGGACACUCGGCGGCCAUCGUCACCCUUCCCCACCUGCAGCAGCAGGUGUCUUCUUACAUGUGCGUGGCGCUGCACCCCUACACAGCCCAUGGCCCCGAGGAGCUGGAGCUGCAGAAGGGCGAGGGGCUCCGUGUCUUCGGGAAGGAGCAGGACGGCUGGCUGCGGGGCAUGUCCCUCGUCACCGGCAGGGUCGGCGUCUUCCCCAGCAACUACGUUGCUCCUCUCUUCAGGAAAUCCAGUCUCUCUGACUCGAAGAUGCCUUCCCUGUAUGCCUCCUGGACGCUGUCCACCUCCUCACUCUCCUCCCAAGGGAGCAUCUCAGAAAAUGGCCCGAGGCAGAGCAGGCCCCUGAAGGCAGCGCUGCUGCCUGUGCCCAUCCCCUCGCCUGGCAGGGGCACGGGCACAGGACAGGCAUCACUGCGGCGCGGCCGUGGCAGCACCAGGAAGAAUGGGUCCCUGCAGAGGCCAGGACAGGCAGCGACCCCAGUGCUGGUGGCCGGCUCCCUGCGGCGCCCUGCCAUGGCUGCGCUGCGGCCUCAGCAGCUCCAGCUCUUCCACACCAUCCCUCCAGGAGCCAGCGUGGCCGAGGCAGCAGCGAGGCCAAGCUUCUCCCAGGAGGCUUUCUCAGCAGUGGGAGGCAGAGGAGGGGAGAGCAGAAGCCCCUCAGUGUGCAGCUCAGUGAUCCUGGAUGCCAAGGAACCUCCAGCCAAGAGCGAGGCAGCCCCAAAGCCGCCAGCCUCAGCCCCUCCAUCCAUCCUGGUGAAGCCAGACACCUCCCGCAACAACGCCGAGAAGCAAGUGAAGACGGUGAGGUUCCAGAACCACAGCCCGCCACCCCCCAAGCGGCACAGCCUGCAGCCCUCGCUCAGCCUGCAGCCCUCGCCCAGCCUGCCGCGGGGCAGGACGGAGCCGGUGGCCGUGCUGGAGGCCCUGCUGCCGGAGCCGGGCCCCGAGCUGGCUCUGCUCUACUCGCCCCGGCUCGGCUGCAGCCCCCUGCCCCAGCGGCGGGCGCUGCACCCCAAGGCGCUGGCGCUGGCGCUCUCGGGGCCGCUGACCUUCCCCGGCAAGAAGAGCUACAGCAGCAUCUCUGCCAACUGAGAGGCUCAGCUCCGCUGGCCUCCUCAGCUCCUCUGCUCCCUGCUGCCAGCACCUCGGACCCCCGCCAGCCUGCUGCCUCCGCUGCUCCCCAUCCCACGGCAAGGGGCAGCUCUUCCCCGUGUCCCCACAACUCCAUGCCAGCAGCACCCUCAGGACCUGCAAGCCUCGGGGAGCAACCAAGGGAGCAGGACGGGGCAGGACACCAGCAAGCCCUGCACAGCAGUGGCCUGGCCUCAGCUGUGCUGAGCAUGGCUAGAGGAGCCCCACGGCCCCAAGCAGACAUGAAGCAGGUCUGUGGCAUCCACAGAACCGAUGUUCUUUAGUGUCCUGCAAAGCUGCCUGCGAGGAGCAGCAGGAAGGGGAAGAAAUCAUGCAGUUAUCAGAGACAUCUGAGCUGAUUUUGAUCUCCUCCCUGUUGCAGGAAAGCCCCCAGAGAUCAAAACCCAGGUUCAUUACCUUGCUGCUUCUGCAGCGUAAAGAAACCAUAAAUCAAACCCAGUCAGCUCCUGGCUGGUUUCUGUUGCCUUUUUUUCCCUUUUUUCAGGGUUGGGGUGGGUGGUUUCACUCAGAUUUUUUUUUGUUGCUGUUAGGUUGGUUGCUUCCUUGCUUUUCUGUUUGGUUUUAGCCCAGAAGUUUUAGCACAAAAUACAGUUUAAAAGAUGAUGUGGAGAGGACAGAGACACUGGAAAGGGAUGUGCCAAUGCCAUAGGCACUUGGGCUCUGCAGAAUGUCCUGCUUCUCCUCGUUGCUUGCUUUCCUCUAAGUACCCACCAGCUACCUCCACGAGCUUGCUCCAGCUCCUUCCCAUCCGCCAUCCUCUCAGACAGUGCUUUGUAAAUACCCUGGGUGGGGCUCAGGGGGUUGAGCCCGCGUUAAGGUGCAUGGGACGCUCUGUGUGACAGAGCAGGACCCGGCGCUGAUCGUGCCGCAGACCACCCCCAGCCUGCAGCUGACCCCGUUCCAAGAACCUUCCUGUGAAUCCAGGGCACAGCAGGUCUGAGCCGUGCCCUGCUCUCUGGCAAACCCUGCACAACAGCUUGGGUUUUACUGCCUGUUUGGAGACGAGCAAUUCCCAUCCCAGCCACUACCACCACCUGUCAGAUCUAACAGCAAAGGCUGUGCUUCACCCAGGACGGCUGUGAAAUCCUAUCCUUGGCUAAUUGCACACAAAAACCAUGAAAUUAACUCCACCGGUCAACAGAAGCUCUCCGAGGCAGUGGCACAGUCCCAGAGAAGGAUGUUUUCUACUGGAGCUAAGAAAGAAUGGAUAAAAUCCUGCAGCCCCUGUUGCUCUGCUCUCAGAAGCUGGUGCCUGCCUGCAGAGGUUUUCAGCAGCUCCAGCAGCACAGAAGUUCCCCAGACGGUGCUCAGUGUGACCCCAGCUGGAGCCCACUGACCAAGCAUCCCAGCCCUUUCUAGAGCUGACCUCCCCCUAGGCUGAUGGUGGCACAGGUGGCUGGAGCUACAUGAGGUCUCAUCAUGCAGCUAUAAGCACCGGCAGAGAAGCAGCAGCAGGAAAUGUAAAGCCCAGAGGAGCACUUGGCAGGGAUGUGCAUGCAGGGAAGGAAGAGCUCCUGCCUAUCACUGCCAUCGAACCAGUGUCUUCAUCUCAUGCCUAUGUAACACAGCCCAGGUCUAACUUUGGUUUGGUGAGCAGGGUGACACAGCUGGGCUCUGCCUCAGGGAGAGAACAGGGUGAUCCCAAUCCUACUCUACAGAGAAGAGCAGCCACAAGCUCCCCAGCUUCAGCAGAGCUCAGUGUCCCCAGAGAGACAGGAACAAGAUGAUGAGCUUGCUUGUUAUUAUGAAUCAAUCCUGUCCUGCAAGACCCUUUAAGGAACAAGGCCACCCUCUCACCCCCUCAUCCCAAAAUCAACAGCAAUAAGGUCUCACAUGCCCACAGGGAAGCUUGCAAAAUCCCUCAGCCCACUACAGGACACUGAAGCCUUAAGAGAAAUACAACUCAAAGCACCAGAGAUCUCUCCUGGACUUGGCACUUAACCUGCUGGGUUAUGCCAAGUGACAACGUCAGGCUGGUGGGACAGAGGAAGCUCUGACACAUCCACGGGCAGGCAGAGGAAGCACUGGCAGCUCUGGUACAAGAGCAGGCAGCUAUUUUGGGGCAGAUGUCUCAGUUCCUUGCACAGGAUAUUUCAGAGAUUUGAUGCUAUGGUGACAAGUGCCCUAAAUAUCUUCCAAGGGAGAGAGAUGCAAACAGGACCUGUUAAAGCAACAGCUCUAAUCAGUGUCCUGCUCCCACAGGUACCCCUGCCCACUGGUUCCACACUGCAGCAGCUGAGCAAAGCUGCUACAUCCUCCUCACCUUCCUUGGUGCUCUUCACCUGCCCUGGUCCUAGGAUGAGGCAUCUGGACAGUGCUAUUACACCAAGGAACAACCCAGAGAAGAGGGACCAGACAUCUAAUAUUUUUCUUCCACAAGCCCAGACUGGAGCAGAACCUCCUGGAUCCAACCUGGAGUUUUGACUGGGCAAGGCAGUCCCCAAAACAUGGUCCUUGUCUACACAGAGAAGCUGACCAUGCUGGGGAAGACAUCAACUGGGUCUGCCUGGGAGCAGUUCUCUCAGCGCACCAGGCUAAGAGCAUCUGUUCUCUCCAGCCACCUUUGCUCCACAAGCAUGAACCACCAUACUGCCACCUUGGAGCAUGAGCAAACUCCACGUUUGUUGGUUCAGCUCUGGGCUGCUGGCCCAAAGCAUGCUGCAUCUUCUGUGGGGAUCUGCUCCAAACCCCUGUCCCUCUCUGGCUGCUGUCAUCCAAUUCCUGUUUGUUUUAACUAGGUAGUGAUGAAGGAGGAGGCAUCACAUGGAUGUGGGUGAGCUUUUCAAGGGUUUCUGUUCCUUUUAUAGAUAUACUUAACUUCCCUCCUGCCUUCCCACCUUCCAGACUCUUCAGUCCAUUGCUCCAGUGAAGAGAGGUUAAACCAGCAGCGUUGCCACCCUGCCUGGUCGUUCCCGAGCUGGCCAGGAGGCCUCAUGAGGGAAGGCCAUCCCCUGUCCUUCAGCAAUAUCUCCCCUCUGCACUCUCAAUGGCAUGGAGAAGCUGGUCCAAGCUCUGGCCCUGCUCAAACACCCAAUCUGCAGUCUUCUGUUUUACCAACUAACACCUGAAGCCCAAAGCACAAAUAAAGCAGCUUUAAGAAGGCAAAACAACAGUACAGGUGUCCUGAAGCCUCCUAAGCUUCUGGAAUGAGGACAUCAUUCCUGCUGGCCCAGCUGGUGGUGCUGGGGCUGAUCCAGGCUUCCACCACCCAAAACAUCAUGGCUGUCAGGAAAGGAGCUCUGGACAAGGGCACAAAGCAGCACACAGGGACAGAGAGACCAUCAGUGACCUUUGUCUGAAGUUCUUGAACUGGGCUGAUUUUCUGUCUGCUCAUUUCUGCUGCCCAGCUAAUGAGUUAGAACUGGAAUCAAAGCACCCCUUAGCUCAGCUUUCAUUGCUUGCCUGGCCUUGGCCUAGCUGAGACCUCCCUAUGCUUCAGCAAGUGACUGCCCCCAGCCUCAGCUGCACUUGUGUCUCCUGAUGAACAACAAGCAAAGGCAGCAGGGGCAAGAAAACCAGCAUCAGCUGGUGCUCUGCACAUCCCUCAUAGAGGGUGUGCCCCUGACCUAGAAAGACACAGAGGAGCCUCCCAUCCCAACCAAAUCCAGAGCUGGAGCACUGGGCACAAAGGGCACUCUCCCACCACUUGCCACCAUGAAGGCUACAAUGAUGUUCUGUCUUAGAAGGCUCCUUCCUGCAGUGAGCCCAGGGAACAGCAGAGCCUUGCAGCUCUGUUGCUAUAAACAAGCAACCAGAAGUGACCAUUUUCACACAUACCUACUCAGAGACAGGAGGGCAUCAAGUCUUCUCUUCUUGGUGGUGGGUGGGAGGAGAAACUAAACCCCAAGCAUCUGAGUCGUUGUUGAGAGAUCUGUACAAACUGGGUGAUGCUGAAUGUUUCUUUCCAGGAUGUGAAGCUCAUUGUUUUUCCAAAGGCUUUUCCAACUGAGCACUGCUGAGAAGAGGAGAGGAGGCAAUAAACACGGGUCUUAGUUUUCUGGUUUAUAGUAAUCUUCAAGGUGUUUAUUUUGUAUUUCUGCAGCUAAAACCCUCUGGUUUCAAAGCAUUUUCAGUCCUCAGAUGUUUACUCAGAUAUCUAAGUUUCUAGCACUGAUUUUUAGCUCUGUAGCCUGUAGGUUAGAGCUGAGUGGAUCACAGCUCCUCAUAACCCGCAGGUGGCAGGAUGGGGUUGCAGCAUGUGUGCAGCACCAACUCAGCUGGCCAGUGCUGGGGGUCACCGAGGGAAAAGGUGGGUCCUGGUGAUGCCUUCAGCACCUAACAGGUGUGGUUCCCAUCCCAUGGAAGCUCCUGUGCCACCAUUAAAACUUUUUGCAUGAAAAAA